Gongylonema pulchrum is the source of this 255-nucleotide messenger RNA. The record is from the annotation of a GenBank genome assembly. Lineage: Eukaryota; Metazoa; Nematoda; Chromadorea; Rhabditida; Gongylonematidae.
AUGUACCCACGUUUGUCCAUUUGGUCCGAUUCAAACAUCGCUGCAACGGCAUCAUCUAUUGAGCAACCAGUGCAAGCCAAGGAGGGGACAAGAAGUAAAAGGAAACGUGAAACACCAACAAACCGAGUCGCAGAUGAGCUGGAACACCAGGAAGAACAUCAAGUCAGCCAAGUACUCAACAACUAUUUCCAUUUUCCUGCUCCAGCUGGUACCGUUUGGUUCCAGCAAGCGCAACAUGAGUUUAAGGUCGUAUGA